Messenger RNA from Nymphalis io (European peacock), 2197 nucleotides. RefSeq names its product prolactin-releasing peptide receptor-like (gene NGR-A10). The record is from RefSeq and is a predicted model, not a curated record. NCBI's taxonomy places the organism in Eukaryota, Metazoa, Arthropoda, Insecta, Lepidoptera, Nymphalidae. Gene Ontology annotation, cellular component: plasma membrane; neuron projection. Bases 418 to 1719 code for a protein of 433 amino acids. The transcript is spliced from 4 exons. Gene Ontology annotation, biological process: G protein-coupled receptor signaling pathway. Gene Ontology annotation, molecular function: neuropeptide binding; neuropeptide Y receptor activity.
CGCUGCGAAUACACGACACGCUUCGCAGUCUUUUCCUUCCCGCGAAAAUACGUAUGUUGCGUAAAUUUUAAAAAAGGAACUUUAUUGUUCAUUUGUUUAUUUCAACAGAAUUAAGUUCGGUAUUGUUUUGUGAGUGCUAUUUUAUGAAUACAACAUUUUUGGUUUGAUAUAUUGGAGAGACCAGAUAAAGACAAGAUAUUGCACACUUGAAGGCUAUGACUAAUAGUAUGAACAACAUUGUGUUUAAAUACUAACGUAGAAACAAAUCUAUGUGAAAUUUGAAGAUACAGCAUGAAAAGCAGUAAAUAUCUUCAAGUUAGAAGUAAAAGUCUUAGACAGUAUCACAUAUACCAACAUGAUAGUACCAAUAACAAACCCAAACGGCUUAUGAUGCUUAAUUAAAUAGACAAACAAAUUAUGCAGAACGAAUGGACAGCGAAUGAAACGUACAAUAACAACAUCAGCGCUUUCAGCAACAAUACCCAAAAUGAUAAUAUUACUUCACUGCCAGACCCAAUCGAGGAUAAAGCGAUUCAAGCCGCCUUUUGUACAGCUUACACGAUUAUUUUCGUAGUAGGAAUCUUCGGUAAUGCCCUUGUUUGCUAUGCGGUAAUCAGAAACCGAGCCAUGCAAACCGUAACUAAUUUGUUUAUCACGAACCUCGCCUUGUCUGACAUAUUACUUUGUGUAUUUGCUGUACCAUUUACUCCUCUUUACACUUUCUUAGGAAGAUGGGUCUUUGGCGGCUUGCUUUGCCAUAUUAUGCCUUACGCUCAAGGAUGUAGUGUUUAUAUUUCCACUUUAACAUUAACAUCUAUAGCAAUUGAUAGAUUCUUCGUAAUAAUCUAUCCAUUUAAACCUCGGAUGAAAAUAAAAACUUGUAUUGGUCUUAUUGUAUUCAUUUGGGUAUUUGCACUAUCAGUCACAUUUCCUUACGGCUAUUACAUGGCACUUCAAGAUGUUUUCUGUGCAGAAAAAUGGCCAUCGGAUCAGAUCCGAAAAGCCUUUGGAGCAGUUACAACUAUCAUGCAAUUUGUAAUACCGUUUAUCGUUAUGGCAUUUUGUUACACUUGCGUCAGUAUAAAAUUAAACGAUCGACUUAAGUCCAGACCUGGUAGUAAAAAUAGUAAAAAGGAAGAUGCAGAAAGAGAAAGAAAGAGAAGGACAAAUAGAAUGCUAAUCGCGAUGGUCGCGAUAUUUGGUCUUUCGUGGCUGCCUUUGAAUUUGAUUAACAUAAGUAGUGACUUUUAUUCUUUUGCUGAAGAUUGGAGGUACUACAUGGUGUUAUUCUUCAUUGCACAUUUUAUAGCAAUGUCUUCCACUUGCUACAAUCCAUUCCUUUACGCGUGGUUAAAUGAAAACUUCCGCAAGGAAUUCAAGCAGAUACUUCCUUGUCUUGGAGCAUUCGUUACAAAAAAAACAAGAAAAAAUUUCAACCAAUCAGAGAGAACGGGGAUGUAUCGUUCAGAGAAAACCUGCAAUGGAAACGAUACGAUCCAGGAGUCGCUUUUAACUUCCACCGUAACAAAACCAUCGGUUAGAUAUAAAAUAGAGUUUAAUGAAAAACUGAAAGUAUAUGAAGAUGAUGGUGAAAAUAUUAGCCCAGAUGAAAAACCAGAGGAAAAACCUAGUCCUAAUGAAGACUGUGUUAAGAUGUAUAUGUUUGUAAAUAAGUCCGCGGCGACGUCUGAUAAGGAGCCGAUUGUUUCUGCUCUUUAAUUUUUAGUAAAUACCUGAAAAAAUGGAAGUCCAUGUAAGCGAAUGAAGAAUGUUAAGUAAUUUAAUACGUCUAAACAUCACCAGCUUUAAGAUAUAAGUAAUGUAAAUAUAAAAUCAAACGUAGAUUCAUAUUAAAUAAAUAUUAGUAUAUUUUAACUAAAAUUAAUGUAAACGAUAGUUAAUCGUGUCAUUCGAUGUUUACCCUUAAAUGUAGUAUGUAGGCCUAAGUCGAAAAUUGUAUAAAUUCUGUAAAUAAUAUAAUAAAGAAAAGCAUUUACGUCAAUUAUGUGUAUAAGGAACUGUGAGCCCAUUGACGGAUUUGCUUUUUUUGUUUAGAAUUUAAUGUUAAUUAUUUUUUUUAAAUAUUUUCAAUGGAUUCUUUGGAAUUAUUAUAAGAUGCCUUGUAACUAAUGUGUCAAUGAUGGAUGAAACCUGUGCAAUUCGCUGUCAUUAUAUUAAUAAAGUGUACCAAAGAUUA